UCAGGGAUGAUGAAGCGAAAGAAAAUCAGUUAACCCAGGAGGAAAUGGGCUCAAGAAAUUUUGAAUAAGCGAAAAACUACAAAAAUUUACUUAUUGCUCACCAGUCACCAGAGCGGCCACAAUUGGAUAGUCAACCUAUAUGUUUAUUGUGUGCAAAAAACCACUGGUUGUUCAUCCGAAGGUGUAGGUAUUCUGUGGUGAAAAGUGACGUUUGUAAAAACAAUAACCUAAAAAAUUUUAAUGAGAUUUUUGAAAAUUGUGUCAUCUGUGAUACUUAUACUUUAUAAAUUAUCACAUUUUUAUCAGUAAAAGAAUGUGAGUAGAUUUUUAGCGUAGUAAAAAGUGACAUAAGCCAAUGAUUACGAAAUCAAAACAUUACGUGUUUGGUGUAGGUUGAGCAAUCGAAAUGAGGAAAUAAGUAGAUUGUAAUAGUAGUAGUGCUCUUUUUAUACAAAACAAUAAUACAAAGGAUUUUGAAAUGGCUCCGUUUAAAAGAAAUUUAGAUUAUGAACCGAUUCCGGAUGAAUACUCCCAAACUAUAAGCAGUGCAGACGAGAACGACUCUCACUACACCAUAUAUGGAUAUCGACGUAACAAUGGAUAUACGAUUAUCUCUAAUAUUAUUUCUUUUUUGCUUUUGGGGAUACCAUACUUAAUUUUGCAUUGGUAUCCUUACUUACAAUCCUUUAAAUACCAAAAGUGCCCUUUGCUGAAUGCAGAACUGGUAUUGUUAAAGGACAAUCAUGGUCAUUACAAAAUCAUCAAAGUUGAAAUUCAAAACGUACUACUGGCAAGUACGGGUAAAGUCAAUCUGCGAUACUUUGUUUAUCAACACACCAAGUAUAUUUAUCAUAACGAAUAUAAUUUCAUGCCAUUAGAUAUUUUCAUGCCCUCAGUUAGCCUAGCCGACGUGUUACAAUAUUCCAAUGGAUUAAGUCGGCUCGAAUAUAAGAACGUAUUAGAGUUAUAUGGUCCAAAUACGAUCGAAGUUGAGGUGAAAUCAUAUUGGACGUUAUUCGUUGAAGAAGUUUGUAAUCCGUUUUAUAUUUUCCAAUUGUUUUCGAUGGCUUUGUGGAUUGUCGACGAUUAUGUCAUAUACGCAGGUUGCGUCUUAAUUUUAAUACUAUUUUCUAUCAUGACUUCUUUGUACCAAACCAGAAAGCAAAGUGAGGCGCUGCAUGAUCUUGUUGAGUCGUCUAAUGUCAAUGAGGUAGAAAUUUUGAGACCAAAUCCUUUGUGGGGACAUACAGAGUUAACAAUCGACUCGCGAGAUUUGGUCCCUGGCGAUUUGCUGAUCAUUCCUCCGAGAGGUUGUAUUAUGGCUUGUGAUGCGGUGUUGCUGAAAGGAAAUUGCAUUGUCAACGAAAGUGUCCUCACAGGGGAAAGUAUUCCUGUAACAAAAACGCCUCCUCAUUCAUCAGAUGAGCUUUAUGAUUCCGUUACCCACAAACGUCACACUUUAUUUUCUGGUACUCAUAUUCUGCAAACACGCUAUUACGGUGGUGAGCAAGUCUUGGCUAGAGUCACGCAAACAGGUUUUAGUACGACAAAAGGCUCUUUAGUCAAGUCUAUUUUAUACCCGGCCCCAAUCGGAUUGAAAUUUUACGCAGAUACCUUUAAGUUUGUGUUCAUUUUGUUUAUAGUUGCUCUGUGCGGUAUGCUGUACACACUCUACACGUACAUUCACCAACAAGUGGAUGUAAAAGAAUGCAUCAUUCGUGCGCUGGACAUUUUCACAAUCGUUGUUCCGCCUGCACUUCCGGCAGCAAUGACUGUCGGAACCAUUUACAGUCAAACUCGUUUAAAAAAAUUGGGCAUAUUCUGCAUUAGUCCGCAACGAAUCAAUAUUUGUGGAAAAAUUAAAUUGGCCUGCUUUGAUAAGACUGGUACUUUGACAAACGAUGGACUAGAAAUCUACUCAAUUAUUCCCUCCCGACAUUCCGAAUUUAUGGAACCUGUGAUAAACGUGGACGAGAUGCAUCCAAAAUCGCGUCUUAUUCAGGCAAUGGCCACAUGUCAUACUCUGACUCGUAUUGACGGUACUAUCAACGGCGAUCCUCUCGAUAUGAUUAUGUUUAAUAGUAUUAAAUGGGAAUUGGAGGAACCUGGUCAAUCGGAAAUCACUAGAUAUGAUACAUUGGGACCAGUUGUAGUGAGGCCAAGGAAUCAUCCCGAAUUAGACAGUGAUUUACCGUACGAAAUUGGCAUAGUACGUCAAUUUCCCUUUUCGUCAACUCUGCAAUCGAUGUCUGUGAUAUGUCGUUCUUUGGAAGAUCCCCUUAUGCUGGCGUUUGUGAAAGGGGCUCCUGAGAAAAUCGCCGCCAUGUGCAUAGAAAGCACACUCCCAUUAAAUUUUAGUACACGUCUUAGUGAAAUAACCGCCCAAGGUUUUCGAGUUAUAGCCCUAGCUUAUAAGUCGCUGCCGAGCAAGUUUAAGUGGAAGCAUGCCCAACAAAUAGAGCGUACUGCUAUCGAAUGCGAAUUAGAAUUUUUAGGGUUCUUAAUUAUGCAAAAUACUGUCAAACCUGAAACACAGCCAAUUAUAUCAGCCCUAAAUGAUGCAAAAAUUAGAACUGUAAUGAUAACAGGAGACAACAUUAGAACAGCAAUUUCCGUUGCAAGAGAAUGCGGCAUGGUGGCUGUACAUGAGGAUGUAAUUUUAAUAAAAAUUGUUGAUAAUGAAAAUGGUCAAAUACCGUCAAUAAAAAUGGAAAGAAUCGCCCCUGAAAUGGAAACCAUUGAGAGUCUGGCUGACUUAAAAAAAUUGCAUAUCACUUUUGCGUUAGAUGGUAAGACUUGGACGAAUCUACGCACAUAUUACUCUCACUUAAUUCCGAAAUUAUUGGUGCACACUACCGUAUUUGCUCGAUUUCAACCGGAUCAAAAAACGCAACUUGUUGUUCAGUUUCAGAAGUUAGAUUAUAUAGUGUCCAUGGUGGGCGACGGCACCAACGAUUGUGGGGCCUUAAAAGCGGCACAUGUGGGCGUCUCCCUUUCGCGAGCCGAAGCAAGUGUAGCAGCACCGUUCACUUCGUCCAUUGAAAAUAUUUCGUGUAUUUUGCAUCUCAUGUUGGAAGGGCGUUGCGCUUUGGUUACAAGUUUGGCUAUGAUCAAAUACAUGGCCAUGUACAGUCUUAUUCAAUUUUUUUCAGUUGUGCUCUUAUAUGCACAUCAUUCGGUUAUUGGGGAUGUCGAAUUUUUAUUUAUUGACUUGAUAAUCAUUACUAGCCUGGCAUUGACAAUUGGAAAACAAGGUCCAUCCACUGUGUUGAGCUCUCGAAGGCCAAUGUGUUCAUUAUUAUCAUUAAAGAACUUGCUUCCACUAGCACUUCAAAUUCUACUGAGCUUAUUAAUGCAAGUUGGAGCACUAUGGUAUCUUCAUCAACAAGUAUGGUACGAGCCUCCUCCACUUGGCAAAGCAGAAAUUGUAACGAGCUGGGAUAACACUGUGAUAUUUUGCAUUUCCGGUUUUCAGUAUUUAAUAUUAGCUCUAGUCUACUCCAAGGGGCACCCUUAUCGUGAACCCUUGAUAUCCAAUGAAUGGUUACUAACCAUCGCCCUUAUUCUCACAUGCUUCCUUACACUUAUCACCGUUUAUCCAUUUAAACUGUUGGACAAGUUUAUGGAAUUAGUCUAUCCUGCGCAUUAUGGACAUAGACAAGCGUAUUUUAGAAUAAGUUUAAUGCUGUUCCCGUUAGUUCAACUUAUCGUAUCUAUAUUUAUUGAGACGUGUAUUGCAGAGCAAAUAUGGUUUAAAAGGUUAAUACAAUUACUGACUUGCAAAUCUCUACCGAGAAGUAGGUACAAAUUGUUGUUGCAAAAAUCUGAUCUCACAGAACUGUUUUUGUGACAAGCGAAAAUCAGCUCAAGAGUUAAGUAACUUGAUGGCGAUCCACAGGCCCCGACACUAGGUUCUACCUCUUUUUUUUCAUUGUUAGACACAACGAACUUAACAAUAUCAUUUAAUGUAUAGUGACAACUUGUGUUAAACUGUAUAAAUGGUAGCGCCAUCUAGUGUUAAAUCUCACGAAAUUUUUUCCCUGUCGGAUUGCCCCUAUGCAUUGUGGUGCUUUGUUUAAAAUAACUGCCAAGAUAACUAAGUUACCAAAAAUAGGUGUAUAGUAAAUGCGCGUUUAUAUUUUUAUCACUUAAAAUAAUUUGUAAUAAUAUUGUGACAGAGUAGUCAUUUAAGUUACCCAAAAUAUCUCGACAACAACUUUUUACUUUUGUCAAUGAACCAUAUGUAAACUAUUAUCUACUGUAAAAAACUUAUGCUACCAUGCAAAGUAAUUAAGUUACCGCGUGCUGUAAUUGAGUUAUAAAAGGUCUAGUCAUAAUAUAAAACUUAAAUACCUGUAACUAUAACCGGAAAUUAGUGAUUAGGUGCCUAACAAAGUUACCGCUGUGAAGAAAAUGAGUUCUGAUAGUGACUAUAUGAUAAAAUCACCAAUAUGAAGAUGAGGAAUAAUAUAAAAUAAAUACCAAUGUAAAAAUGUGUGUUCUU
Molecule: messenger RNA, 4504 nt
Organism: Photinus pyralis (common eastern firefly)
Lineage: Eukaryota; Metazoa; Arthropoda; Insecta; Coleoptera; Lampyridae
Product: probable cation-transporting ATPase 13A3
Exons: 17
Coding region: 479-3850 (1123 amino acids)
Biological process (GO): polyamine transmembrane transport; intracellular calcium ion homeostasis
Cellular component (GO): membrane
Molecular function (GO): P-type transmembrane transporter activity; ATP hydrolysis activity; polyamine transmembrane transporter activity
Source: RefSeq, a predicted model, not a curated record